AAGAUGGCGGCGCCCGGGCGGCGGCGGCCGUGUCUUCGCCGCCGGGUUCUUCCCUGCUUGUGAGCGUCGCGGCCCAUGAAGCCCCAGGCAUGGGCUUUCCGCCGCCGCCCCCUCUCCUCCUGGGGCUCCUUGUUCUGCAGGGAGCACUGAGGCCGCUGCGGGGGGACCUGGUUUUCAUCCCGUCUUUGAUCCGAAUGUCCGGCCCUGCGGUCAGCGCGACCCUGGUCGGAGGCACCGAGGAUGUGGCCGUGACCCUGGCCGCGCUGCAGGCCGAGGCGGGAAUGCUGCCGGGCCCGGCCUGCGGAUCGCCGCCCAGCAACGAGACGGCCGCCUGGAGCCUGACCACGACCCCGGCUGUGGUGAGGGACUCGUUGGAGGUGACGGUCAGAUGGAAGGGAGGCCCGUGUUCCUCCUGGGAGACAGAGCCCUUCCCCGAGUCCCCGUGCCUGGUGCAGACCCUCCUGGUGUCGGCGGCUCACAACGCCACCUGCUUAGCACACGUGCUCAUCCUGGUGGAGAUCUACGCCAACUCUUCCCUGACGCCACACGCAUCAGAGAAUGUGACUGUUAUUCCCAACCAAGUGUAUCAGCCCCUGGGGCCUUGUCCUUGUAAUUUGACAGCCGGGGCCUGUGACAUCCGCUGCUGUUGUGACCAGGAGUGCUCGGCGGAGGUCCGGGAGCUGUUCGGGCAGUCCUGUCUCAGCGGUGUUUUCGGCGGGGACGUCAGUCCUCUCUUUGACCAGCUCUGCUCCGCUGGGUCGGCACAGCAGGUCCCGGACUGGUUUCCCUUGCUCUGUGUGCAGUCGCCCUUGGCCAAUUCGCCCUUCCUCGGCUACUUCUAUCACGGCUCUGUCUCCCAGAGACCCCACGCUGCCUCGCAAGUGCAUCUGCACACUGAGCCAAAAGACUCCUCGCACUUUGGUUACAAACAAGGAGACGCCAUCGUGACUCUGGAUAAGGCAUACCUUACCGUUCCACAGGUGUCCCUGGCCGGCCAGUGUAUGCAGAAUGCCCCAGUGGCGUUCCUGCAGAAUUUUGAUGUCAGAUGCACCACCCAUCUGGAAGCAUACCAAGAGCGAGAUGGAACCAUCAACAUGAAGAUAAGGAAUGGGACCGUAGGAGGCAGAGUUAGAGAGAGAGAGAGAGACAAAGGUCUUCCUUUUUCCGUUGGUUCAUCCCGCAAGUGGCCGCCACUUCCAGUGCACUGUGCUGAUCCGAAGCCAGGAGGCAUAGUUACUCCAAAAGUAACCUACGAGGAAGCAACUGACCUGGGCAAAUACAUCAGCACUACAGAAACACUCUUAGGUAACGGGUCCGCCCCCAGAAACGUGACCGUGGAAGAGCAUUACGUCUUCAGAUGGAACAACAAUACAAUCAGUGAAGUGAACGUUAGAGUCAUUAGGGCGGAAGUCAGUGCCUCCUGGAAAGGAACCAUGACACAGAGGUUUACAGUGCAGUUUUUAAGUUAUAACAGUGGCGGCGAGAAGGAAUAUUCUGGAAAUCCAGGUUACCAGCUUGGCAGGCCUGUCCGGGCUCUGAACACCGACAGGCUAAAUAAUGUCACGAGUUUAUACGUCUGGCAGCCAGCUGGAAGGGGUUUGUGUACGUCGGCGACUUUGAGACCCAUUUUAUUUGGAGAAGAUGCGUCGUCUGGGUGCCUGUUAGAAGUCGGGAUCCGUGAGAACUGUACCGCGCUCCGGGAGAAUGUUGUUGAAAGACUAAGUUCACUAAUACAAGCAACGCAUGUGGCAACAAGAGGCAACUCUGACUACAGCGACCUCAGUGAUGGCUGGCUUGAGAUCAUACGUGUGGACGCCCCCGGUGCAGGUGCGGACCCGCCCACCAGCGCCAGCGGCCUCUGCCUGGACGUCCCCGCCCAGCUGAGUGUGCGCAUCCUCAUCGCAGAGGCUGGCGCGGUGCAGGGGCUCAUCCAGCAGGAGAUACUCGGCGUGGAGACCAGGUUCUCCACGGUGAACUGGCAGUACCAGUGUGGCCUGACCUGUGAGGACAAGGCCGGCCUCCUCCCCCUCGGCGUGUCAGUCCGAUUCAUUAAGAUACCCGCGCAGCCACCCCGCCCUCUGACAAGAUUCCAGAUCAACUUUACAGAGUACGACUGUACCAGAAACGAGGUGUGCUGGCCACAACUUCUAUAUCCACUGACCGGGUAUUAUCAAGGGGAGCCGUACUCUCAGUGCGUGGCCAAGGGCUUGCUGCUGGCCUCGUUCCUCCUGCUGGCCGCCUUCCUCAGUAACCCCUGCACCAGAAUAUGCCAGGCCUGACCCCGCAGAGACCACAGGCCUUUCCCCAAGUGCGUGCCUCUGCAAACUUUAAUAAAUGAGACGUUUAUUUAG
Molecule: messenger RNA, 2351 nt
Organism: Lepus europaeus (European hare)
Lineage: Eukaryota; Metazoa; Chordata; Mammalia; Lagomorpha; Leporidae
Gene: TCTN2
Product: tectonic family member 2
Exons: 19
Coding region: 90-2279 (729 amino acids)
Biological process (GO): protein localization to ciliary transition zone; cilium assembly; smoothened signaling pathway
Cellular component (GO): MKS complex
Source: RefSeq, a predicted model, not a curated record